Molecule: messenger RNA, 1288 nt
Organism: Zingiber officinale
Lineage: Eukaryota; Viridiplantae; Streptophyta; Magnoliopsida; Zingiberales; Zingiberaceae
Product: F-box protein SKIP8-like
Exons: 3
Coding region: 277-1110 (277 amino acids)
Molecular function (GO): protein binding
Source: RefSeq, a predicted model, not a curated record
GACUUUAUGCGCCCUACCGCGGUGCUGAUCCAUCCGUGCUCCCGUUCCGCUCGACGGCGGAUGAUUCGAUCGCUUAUAACAUUUUAUGCGGGACAGUAGGAGGCGUUAUCCAACCAGCACCCCUCCCGGCGACUGGCGAGUCUUUUGACUGCCCGCGCCGCCUCCAAAAUCAUCGACGCUGGGGCGAGAGCGAGAAUUCUCGUUCAUCGAUCUCGCGAAGUGGGGCCCAGCUUUGAUCUAGGGUUUGAUGCCUCCCCCAAGCUGGAUGUGCUCUAGAUGGACGCGGCCGACCCCUUCUCCCUCCGCUCGUGUUUGAUCGCCGCCGGAUCCACCGCUCUGUGCUGCCUCUGCGCCGCUUGGGUGCUCCGGUGGCGCGCCGGGUGGAGGGAGAAGAAGAAACAGCAGCAACAGCCGCAGCUCUGCGGGUGCGGCGGAAGUGUAGGAGAGGGGCACAUGGAGGUGGGCGAAAAGGUCGCGGAGGAUCGGCAGGCCGGCGGGUCGAUGAUAGAGCAGCUGGCGCCGGAGAUCACCACGGACGCGCUCAGCUUCCUCGACUAUGCCAGCCUUUGCCGGCUCUCAAUGACGAACUCCGUGAUGAGGAAGGCUGCCAACGACGAUGGCGCCUGGAAGGUCCUCUAUCACAAGGACUUCAAUGUAGAACAGGAGACCGUUACCCCGACAAAUGGAUGGAAGGCUUACUAUGCUGUCACAAAAGCUAUUAUGGAUGUGAAUGCGAGAUUCUACAAUAUAAUCAGAGAGGGCUCGCUUCAGGCAAUGAGUUAUCUAUGGCUGAAUGCCGACUAUGUAAAAUGCAUACAUGAAUCUGGUGGAAUAUUCACAGGGUACGACGCGGUAAUAGAUAGAUGGGCAUUGAUAUUCAGCUGGGGGGUUCCAGGCAAUGAUGGACAUGGGAUUGAUACCCAAAUACAGAAUGUGAGAGUUCGUAUUCUUGAAGGCGCGGCAUGGGUCACCAUGGACGCUUACAUUGAUGUGGACUUUGGGCUGUUCCGCGUCACCAAUGUGUAUGAGUUCCAUGACGGCCAGUGGUUCAUCGUCCAUCAUCAUAGCUCGGUAAUGAUGCAAGAAGAUCCACAUAACAUAUUUGGCUGAGCAGGCUAUCAUCCUUCUCGUUCAUUUUGCACAACUAUAUAAUGUUUAAGCUUUGAGCUACCGAUAAGUUUAUGUUGGAUAAUUUUGCCUAAGUUUUAGGCUCGAUAGGUUGUAUUUGUGGAACAAAGCUUGAUUGUUGAAUAUAGAUCUUGAUCACGAAAUCGUGGAAUAGAACUUA